Molecule: messenger RNA, 1278 nt
Organism: Chaetomium globosum CBS 148.51
Lineage: Eukaryota; Fungi; Ascomycota; Sordariomycetes; Sordariales; Chaetomiaceae
Exons: 4
Coding region: 1-1278 (425 amino acids)
Biological process (GO): tricarboxylic acid cycle
Cellular component (GO): oxoglutarate dehydrogenase complex
Molecular function (GO): dihydrolipoyllysine-residue succinyltransferase activity
Source: RefSeq, a predicted model, not a curated record
AUGCUGUACCGAGGACUCCGGCUUGCGGCCCGUACCGCCCCCAGACUCGCGCUCUCCAACACGAGCUCAGCACUACGCCAACUUCCCGUGCAGUUCCAACAUGUGCGGACCUAUGCCGACAAGAUCGUCAAGGUGCCGACAAUGGCCGAGUCGAUCAGCGAAGGCACUUUAAAACAGUGGAACAAAUCUAUUGGCGACUUCGUCGAGCAAGAUGAGGAGAUUGCGACAAUCGAGACCGACAAGAUCGAUGUUGCUGUCAACGCCCCAGAAGCUGGUGUCAUCAAGGAGUACUUUGCAAAUGAGGAGGAUACCGUCACCGUCGGCCAGGAUCUGGCACGCAUCGAGCUCGGCGGGGCGCCGUCAGGUGAUAAACCAACCGCGACGGAGUCAAAGGAGUCACCCAAAGAGGCCACACCCGAGGCUCAGCCGGAACAAGAUAAGGCCCCGGAACCCAAAGCGCAGGAGACGAAGCCAACUGCGCCACCCGUUUCCCCGAAGGAAGAAUCUACCACGACGAAACAGCCGAGCAAACCCGCAAAGGCAGCCACCGAGGGCCCCGCCACGCUGGGCAGCCGGGAUGAAAGGAGGGUCAAGAUGAACCGGAUGCGCCUCCGCAUCGCGGAGCGCCUCAAGCAGUCCCAGAACACAGCGGCGUCGCUGACUACCUUCAACGAAGUCGACAUGUCGGCGCUAAUGGAGUUCCGCAGCAAGUACAAGGAUGAAGUCCUGAAGAAAACGGGCGUGAAGCUGGGUUUCAUGAGCGCUUUCUCCCGUGCUUGCGUGCUCGCCAUGCGCGAUAUCCCGGUCGUCAACGCGUCGAUUGAGGGUCCCAACGGUGGCGACACCAUUGUCUACAGGGACUACGUUGACAUCAGCGUUGCCGUCGCAACCGAGAAGGGUCUUGUCACGCCAGUUGUGCGUAAUGUCGAGUCUCUAGACCUGAUUGACAUCGAGAAGUCCAUCGCCGACAUGGGCAAAAAGGCUCGUGACGGCAAGCUCACGAUUGAGGACAUGGCUGGCGGCACUUUUACCAUCAGCAACGGGGGUGUAUUCGGCUCUCUGCUAGGAACCCCCAUUAUCAACCUUCCCCAAAGCGCCGUCCUCGGUCUUCACGCCAUCAAAGACCGCGCUGUCGCUAUCAAUGGCAAGGCGGAAGUGCGGCCCAUGAUGUACAUUGCACUCACGUAUGACCACCGCCUGCUAGAUGGCAGAGAGGCCACCCAGUUCCUGGUCAAAAUCAAGGAGUACAUUGAAGACCCCCGCAAGAUGCUUCUUUAA